Molecule: messenger RNA, 2372 nt
Organism: Argiope bruennichi
Lineage: Eukaryota; Metazoa; Arthropoda; Arachnida; Araneae; Araneidae
Product: neuropeptide F receptor-like
Exons: 6
Coding region: 248-1408 (386 amino acids)
Biological process (GO): G protein-coupled receptor signaling pathway
Cellular component (GO): membrane
Molecular function (GO): neuropeptide Y receptor activity
Source: RefSeq, a predicted model, not a curated record
GUUCCCGGUUGCGCUCUUCUUCAACUCUCUCUUCUUCUCUCUCUUGCCCACUCUCCUGGUCAACUUCUCCGAACAUCUUCCUCCUGUUGAGCAGGUUCUGGUGUCUCAGAAGACAGCGAAGAAUUGGAACCAAAAGGUUUCAUUGGAUGAUUCCUGCUUUUUGCUGAUUCAGCACAGAUAAACCCUUUCGACUGUAAGGUCGAGACUUGGAUAGCUCUCAGCGGAGCUUCAUUAAAACAAAUUGGAUAUGGAAUCUGUGCCCUUGUUUGAAGAUUAUGUUCCUGAUGAAGAUGUGUUUAUCCCUUUUGAUUUCCCUGAGAAUCUUAAUGACAGCCUCCUCAUGCAGGGUAUCGGAAAUUCAAGCGAGAACAUCUCAAGAAGCAAUCUGCUCAAGCGUCUUCAGCCCUACAUGAACAACCGGGCUAUUGAUGACGGCCCUCUCAUUGUUCUUUUGAUUAUUUACGUCAUUCUUAUUGUUGCUGGAGCUACGGGCAAUGGAUUAGUUUGCGCUGCUGUUGCAAGAAAACCUGCAAUGCGAACAGCUCGCAACAUUUUCAUAAUAAAUCUUGCGAUUUCCGAUUUGAUCUUAUGUCUUUUUACGAUGCCAUUCUCUCUGGUUGAGAUCAUGAUGAAAUUCUGGCCACUUGGCGUUUUGCCCUGCAAAUUGGUUGCUGGAUUGCAAGCUACCAGCAUUUUCGUGAGCACUAUCAGCAUCACAGCAAUUGCUUUGGAUCGAUAUAAAGUCAUUGUCUAUCCUACUCAGGAGACUUGUCGUCCCCUUCGUGUGUUUUUUACCAUUUUCUGCAUAUGGCUCGUUGCACUGUUACUGGCAUCUCCUUUGUUCGUUUUCAGAACGGUUGUUCAUUUCCCAGUAAAUCUUCCUUGGUUGAAAUCAGUGAACUAUUGCAUUGAACGCUGGCCUAUUCAACAUGGCCGUGGAUUUUAUUCUGCUUUCUCUAUGGUGUUUCAGUACUUGCUCCCUAUUUUCAUUGUCAGUAUGGCUUAUGCUCGUAUCUGUCGUAAACUCGAAUGUCGAAUGAAUAACAAGGGUACUGCACUUCAGGAGAAGCAUGAACGGGAUAAGAAACGCGUAAGGAAGACUAAUGUUCUUCUGGUUUCCAUUGCUCUCAUCUUUGGUUUCAGUUGGUUGCCUCUGAAUAUCUUAAAUGUUGUUGCUGAUUUCUUCUACCCGUUCAAUGAAAAUGCGACUUUCCGCAUUGUCUUCGCUUGCUGCCACAUGGCCGGUAUGAGUUCUGCUUGCUCCAACCCUCUUCUGUAUGGAUGGUUGAAUGAAAAUUUUAAGAAAGAGUUCAAAGAGAUCUUUGCUAAAUGCUUUAAAUCACCACCUCAACCACCCCAACCAAGAAGAUCAAAUACCAGAGUUGAAGGUUUUGUUCCUGGAAUCUAAAGAAACAGUUAAGCGAAGUAUGCAAAUGCACUUCGUGCAACUGUUUUACAUUCCUUGAAAGUCCUGGUCGUCUCAAACUUCAAAAAUGUCCUCAACUUCAUAACUGGUCCUUAUUUGCAUUCCAAAAGAUGUCAAUAGUUCCAUUCGCGAUUUCCCUUCAUCUACAAUAGCUAUCAGUGAUAUUAACGGUAGAAAAUCAAGAAUAAGCUGUCAGAAAUAUAGUUGGAAUUUCUCAACUGGUUAAGUUGCUUCAAAAAAUCUUUAUGGAACUCUUGUUAAAUUUUAAAAAAUCCAUCAGCUCACUAUUUAUGGAUUUUACCCAUCAAAAGUUAACGGUUCAAUCGUUCUUUCGUCUUUCAAACGUUCGCUCACAAGUCAACCUAUAUAACUACAGUCCAUAAAGGUUAAGUAUUCAUAAGUAUUAUUCAUGAUACAAUCUUCAGAUUUAUUUUAUAAAAUAAUCGUAUAAAAUAAUAAAUGGAUUUUAAAGCAACAGAAUAUCCAAACCUUAAAUUCAGCUGAUUGCUUAUGUGUUGAAACAUAUAAGCAAUCACCAAUACCAAUCAAUAGUGUUAUGCAUGGAGUGGUAAGAUUUUAUCAAUAUUAGGCAAUCAUUAAAUAGAUUUUUAAAAAAGAACAAGUUUGUUUUCAAAACAAUAGCAUACAUGUAAUUUUUACAUACUCGCCCUUUAUCAAAAAAGAAAAAAAAAUUACUCGAUUAACAUUUAAAUGCUCUUUAUUAUUUUCACAACGCAUUCGAAAUUUAUCUAACAUGCAGGCACUAAUGUAGUAAAAACCAAAAUCUUUUGAAAAAAUGCCCUACCGUUUUGAUUAUGAAAUGUGUAAUUAAUGUAGACGAGUAUUCUUUUUUAUCAUAUAUGAUUUAACAUUUUGAAAUGUGCAAUUAAUGUAGUCGAGUAUUCUUUUUUAUCAUAUAUGAUUUAACAUUUUGCAUACAUUAUUU